This is a messenger RNA of Trachemys scripta elegans, 639 nucleotides long. RefSeq names its product mature T cell proliferation 1 (gene MTCP1). Lineage: Eukaryota; Metazoa; Chordata; Testudines; Emydidae. The coding region runs from base 154 to 492 and encodes 112 amino acids. The transcript has 5 exons. Gene Ontology annotation, molecular function: protein serine/threonine kinase activator activity. The record is from RefSeq and is a predicted model, not a curated record.
AUUGAUGAACCUCUUCUAUCCCUGAAUAAUUUGAGCAGAGUGGAAAGCUGUCUGUCAGAGGCCUCUGCUCUAUGCAAGUACUCCAGAGCUGAGGGGAAACAUGCGUGUGUCCUGUGUGUUGAUGCUGCAUGCCUAGUGGGAGUGUCAUAACAAAUGGUUGAGGGAAUGGCAGAAGGAGGGGACGCCGGUGCUCCGCCCAUCCAUCUGUGGGUGCGACGGGUAGGCGUCUACUGUGAUGAACGCCGUAAAACAUGGCUCGUGGCUGUGGAAGAGGAGGCAGGUACCCUGAGGGCCCGGAUUCAACGAGUUCGGGUCCCCCUGGGUGAGGCACUGCGACCCAGCCAACUUCCCCCAUCGCAACUGCCUCACAUGUGGCAGCUUUCCGAGGGCGAGCAGUACAGGGAUAGUAACUCUCGCAUUUGGGAGAUACAGCACCACCUAAUGAUCGGGGGAGUUGAGGAGCUGCUGCUUAGACUCAUGCCUGGUGAUUAACCUGGAGCGGUGCCUCUAGGAAGAUGUCCCUGUUUGUUUUGUACAAUAUAUGAUUCUCCCACCUCAGAGGUGGGAGGUGGCAGCUGUUUAACAGCACACAGCAGCACCACACAAGAGUUUAGGACAGGCAGUGAAGAAGAGUGUCAU